This is a messenger RNA of Ylistrum balloti, 4519 nucleotides long. RefSeq lists its product as uncharacterized. Lineage: Eukaryota; Metazoa; Mollusca; Bivalvia; Pectinida; Pectinidae. The transcript has 15 exons. The record is from RefSeq and is a predicted model, not a curated record. The coding region runs from base 1 to 2994 and encodes 997 amino acids. Gene Ontology annotation, molecular function: protein binding.
AUGGUGCCAAUCCAAGCACUUCAAUAUAAGAAAACAGUCUUUUUCGCUCUCGUGUUUUUUACUUCGUUUAUUCACUAUUCAUUAGCGAAAAAGAAAGACGUUUUCGAUGUUAAAGAAUUUUUGGAAAAAGAAAAGAGGAAAUUUACAGCUCCAUGUCCAAAAAAGAUAACACUGAACAGUGUAAACCAUUUAAGAUGGACUGCAGAGAUUGACCAGGCAAUACCAUGUGUACUUCUCGCCUUGGAAGCCAAGGAAAAUGAUGGAUUUCAGUGGUCUGCACUCGGUACACUGUACCAGAGGAAGGGACAAACAUCACAAGCGGUAUCUUGUUUCAAGCAUGCAUCAAAACUAUCUGGGAAGGUUAGCCCGUACGUUGCUUCAUGGGAUUUUAUUGGACCAUUUGUCAUUGGAAAAAUGGAAAUUGAUGGUGAUCCAUUGGAACCUUUUGGUGGUGUGUUUGAAGUUGCUAAAAAAAGAAACAACAAAAAUAUAAAAUUUUUCUCUGAGCUGGUUCACAGUGGAGAAGUUAAGUGGAAAACAUUUAAGCAGUCUUAUGCUGAUGAAACCAUAAAAAUAAGUCCCCAAGUAAACUGGAAUGACUUGGUAAACUCUCUUAGUUCCAUGGGGAUAACUGAAUGGCAGGGUUGGGUGGUAGGGGAGUUUGCCGUGAAUGAGAAAGACCAGAUUGUGGUGUUUCAGUGUUUGGAUGUCCACACUUUUUACAUCGAUGACCGACCAUUGACAGGAGAUGUGUACCGUAGGGAUGUGUUCUGGACCACUACCCACCUGUCACAAGGUGUCCAUACCAUCUACAUUCGUUUACGCUCUAAAGUGACUGCUAAUUUCCAGUGCUCUAUAAAGAUACCACAAUCUAGUAUCCAAAUUCUACCUCCUCACUUCUUACCAGAUCUUGUAAAUGGCUACUUGUUUGGCAAACACAUUGCUCUUCCAGUGACAAAUUAUCAUCAAACAAAAUGGGUUCGCAUUUCCAAGGUAUCAGUGGCUGAUCAAUCAGAUGGAAACACUUUGAAAAGCCAUUUGCUCCAUUCUGUGAAUAUUGCUCCAGGUCAAACUAUACCAGUUUUGAUAUCAUUGGAAACAGUAGCUGAUGAGAGAGUUGUGUCAAAGUGUACCUCAAUAAAUGUGAUUCUGUCCAUUACAACAUCACAAGGAACCUUGCCCUUCAAGUUCAAUCUCCGCUGUAGGAAGCUUGGAGAGUCCUUUCUGUUUACAUUUCUAGACCAUGAUGGAUCUGUGCAGCAUGCGGCAGCCAUAGCCCCUAUUAUAGGGUGUGGGGGAGCCACCUGUCCUACCCUUCUCACAUUACAUGGCACCACUGUGCCACCACAGAACCAGGCUGACAGCUACAAGGUAAUGAGGAAUGGAGAAUUUGUAUUUGGAAUUCCACGUGCUUGGCUGCUGGCUCCAACAAGACAUGGUGCACAUAACUGGGAAGGUCCUGGCAGUCUCACGGCUAUGACAGCACUGGACAGACUGGCAUCACUAACACAAUCCAGUGAUUGGAUCUCUGAAAAGGCAGACAGUUCCAGUGUCCUGUUUGCUGGUCACUCCAUGGGAGGACAUGGGGCGUGGCACCUAGCCACACACUUCCCUGACAGAGCCAUUGGAUUGGUAUCACUCGCAGGGUGGAUCAAGAAAGAAGAGUAUGGAGACAGCAAUCUUUUCUUUAGACAUGAUCUGGCCACAAGUCACAUUGAUCCUGCCAUCAAAGCAGUGAUGGAGGCCUGUAUAGCAGAGAAUGAUGCUGAUAGACAUAUCACAAAUUUACAGAACAUUCCUGUAUUCACCAGAAUUGGUGCCAAUGAUCGCACUGUUCAUCCAUUCUUCAUGAGGAGGAUGUACAGACUAAUGAAUGAGAUACAGCUCAUGAUCAACUACACAGAACUACCAGGCAAGGAACACUGGUGGUGGGACACAUGGGAGACCAAUGAUGGUGGGGUAGUGAAUGACCGACAGCUAAGGGAGUUUACUGACAGUAUUACCAAACUAGAUGACAGCUGUAAUAGUGAUGGCUGUGACCGCUCAAAGGACAACAAAUACACAAGGAAGGAAAAUGAGGGAAAGUUUGUUUUCACUAGCUACAAUCCAGCCUUAGGAGAGGGCCUAAAUGGUUUAGAGAUCAUUCAGCAGAGGACACCAUUACGCCUUAGUAAAAUAGAAGGUUUUACAAAGAACAGCGAAAUUUGGCUUAAGACAACAAAUGUUCAAUCUUUUGUAAUAAGAGAACCCAAGAUAAGAAAGAUGGAUUGGAAGAACAAACUGCUCAAAAUUGAUGACACAGUUGUGGACAUUGACGAUUCAAACAAGUUUGAAACUGAUGGUGUGCUAUUUUGCAAUAAAAAAGGGGACUGGGAACUAUGUGGAGUUGAUAUGGAUAGGAGAAAUUCUACCACCUAUGGACCUGCCAGACGUGUUGCAGAGCAACCAUUUGUUAUUGUCAUAGAUACAGAAUCUGAGUAUGGCACAGAGAUCCAAAGUCUUGCUGUGUACAUUGCUAACCUAUUCUUCCAGACCUCAGACACAGCUGCUCCCAUUGUCAAACUCAGUGAUAUCUCCGACAAAACAAUUGGUGAAAGAAACCUGAUUAUCUUAAGCCUGUCCACUGCUAUACUGGAAGUAUUGGAACUGCCCCCUGACCUAACAUUAACAGAUUCUGUGAUAAAGCUUGGUGAUUGUAAAUUUAUGGAGCCUCGCAGUGGUUUAAUGACACUUGCUCCACACAAGUCAUGGAAGGAUGGCCUGGUGAUGUUACUGUCAGCAAACUCUAUUGAGGGUCUGAGGGACAUCGUAUCUCUAGCCACACCCACCAUUCCUCCAAUGACAAGGUCACCAUUUUCCAAUCUACUGCCAGACUAUGUGGUGACAGGACCAGAAUUUGGAUGGAAAGGACCUGGUGGAUUUCUUUGUGCAGGUUUUUUGGGAAAUGGCUGGGAGUAUCGUCCUGAUCUCUCCUCCUGUAGUUGUCAUUACUAGCAUAAUACAGACUACAGUGUGCUGUCCUGAUGAACAUUUUCUGGAGAUUUGCUCAAUUACAUGUAUUUGAUCCAUAAAAUUUACAAUUAUUAACAUACUAUUAGUGAAAUUUAAGCUUUACAGCAAAUCAACAUGCCAAACGUUAAUAUUUGAUGUGACAUCAGCAACCUGAAUUAUUAACUGCUCUAUUGCCUACUAAUGGAAAGAUUGUGAUUGUGUCUGUUAGAUAACAUAGCUGCUUCCUGUAUUUAAUCCAUUACUAGAGAAUUGUUACAUUUUAACUUAUUAGACAUAAAAUGCUUUUGUGUGCUGAAAUGGUUGAACUAUUCAUGUCACUUGAUGAAUUGUUAAUAUAGCGAUUACACUUGGACAUCUACUUCACCUUGUAUUAUUUAAUUGACAUGCACAAAAAACUGAUCUCAUCAGAUAUAGAAUUGAAUGUAUGCACUCUUGUGUGGUUGUUUAGGAUACAAAAUGUCUCAUUCAAUGAUGUAUGAAAGACAGGUGUUAGGUCCUAGUGGAUUUAUUUUAUUACAACCCCAAAAGAAUUCUUUGUUUUCAUAUACAUAUAGUAGCAUGCUCAGUCAAUUAUCGCAGUGAAUGUUACUGUCAGAUUCGUUAGGAGCACAUGGCCAUGGUGCAUUUAUUUAGCUACUUUGGUGAUGGAUCCAUUGAGUUAAUACAUAUGAAUGAAUUUGCUGGUGAUUUUCAUUGAAUGUAUGAGUAUAUCAUUUUGAACUCAAGAAUGUAUGCCUCUUUAAAUAUUUUACCUGUGAGUUUUGUUGAUGUUUUGUCUUUUCUCAGCUUGCAAUAAGCAUUAUCUGGUGAUGAUAAAUUCAGUCAGAGCUCAGUUAGAAGGAAAUCAGUUUUAUAUAGAUACUUGUGCACAGUUUUCUUUCCCGUCAUUAUAAAGAAAUUGCUAAGGAUGGGGUCCCAUGCAUUUUUCUUUUCCCCAUGAAAGCUUAUGGUAAUUUGCAUUUUCCUGAAUAAAUAAAGUUUGUAGUCGUUUGUCUAUACCACAUUUGGCACAGCCAAUACCACAUUUGGAAAUCUCUGAUUAAAAUCCUGAGGGGUCAGAGUUUAAAUAGUUUGAGUUGUGAUGUAACUCAACAGUAUAAAUUUAUCUUGGAUAAUUUUUUAUCCACGUUAUACAUAAAACAAAAAAAUUGUCGAUUAAAGUGAUAACUCUAGAAGUAAUUACAUAAAAUAUGUAUAACUAGGCAAUAGAAUACUCAAUGUAUUGUUGUCUGUAAAAAUAUACUUAGAAGGUUUCAAUGUUAAAUUCUUUUGGAGAGUGUCGUAAUUUAUCAUGUAUAAAAGUGACCAGGUUUACCAUGCAGAGUUUUGUUCCUUACCAAUACUUUUUACUCAGUUUUUACAAAUUACUCAUUGUUGAAUAUGAUCAUUGAAAAAUGUUUGGUGUUAUGAUCAUUAAAUAUCCCUCACAACUAUAAAUCAGAUAAUUUAAUGUAUACAUCUGAUUGCUAGUCCUUAAUUUAUAUAUGUAUAUAUAUAUAUCAGAUUG